Molecule: messenger RNA, 4721 nt
Organism: Astyanax mexicanus (Mexican tetra)
Lineage: Eukaryota; Metazoa; Chordata; Actinopteri; Characiformes; Acestrorhamphidae
Gene: naxd
Product: NAD(P)HX dehydratase
Exons: 11
Coding region: 1487-3349 (620 amino acids)
Biological process (GO): metabolite repair
Molecular function (GO): ATP-dependent NAD(P)H-hydrate dehydratase activity
Source: RefSeq, a predicted model, not a curated record
CAAUAUUCACAUUAACAGUACACAUAGACGAUGGGUUCGUGAAGUGUAGCUUAGUUUGGGCUGGGUUGUGUGGAUUGAGCCUUAUUUGGAGGCUAGUUAGCUCAACUCAACUGUCUGUUACUAGGGUUUGGGAAGAUGCCCCACAAAGUUAUAAGGUUGCGGAUAAUCCAUGAUAAACUCAUGGUAAGCACUGGUUGUUUGUUUAAAAAUGGCACAAGCUAUUUGCACCCAAAUGUACAGUAUUUAGCAGUAUAUAAUAUUUUAACUCAUGUGUACAGUAUGUAGCAGUAUCAUGACGUUUGGUCCAUUCAUUAUGACAUUUCCAUACAAUUUAAAUAACAAUUGCCAGAUUCUGUCAGAAUUUGUAUGAACGUUUAAAAAGUUUUUUUUUUUUCAUGACUGUGGCAAUAUUGGCAAUGCACAUUAUUAAAACUGCCUUUUUUACAGUUUAGCAAGAACUACCAAUACUAUUUGACUUACUCACAUCUAAAUGUUAGAUUUAUACGUUUGAAUACAAUUGUUAUUAUAAAAUUAAGUAGUUCUUUUUUAACUAUAUGAUUAUUAUCUUAAUUCUAGUUAACUAAAGCAAUGUAUAAACAAAUAGUGUAGUUAUAAAUAUGUGCUCUACCUUGGUAUUUAUCUAACGUAGCUAUAUUAACUAUAUUUACCAGCAAAUAAGAUGUAUCCAGUCAUUAGGAUAAACUGCACUGCAAAGUGUUAUUAAGGGGUGAAAUUAGCUUUCCAUUAGCCUCACUGUGCUGCAAAUGCUAGCUAACCUAAGCUAACUACUUGUACCCUGGUGCAAAUAUAUAGUCAGUCCCUAAUAAAAAGCAUUGUCAUCAAUGAAGGACACAUUAAUAGUGUCUAUACUGUGGGACAAUGUUCUUAGUGUGUUGUUUUUAUCGCUUUAAAUCCUUGUUUUAUAUCAUAUAUUAAUGCUCGUGCUCAUGUUUUAUCUUGUUAGCUACUCUGUCAGACCUGCCUGUUUGUUUGUGUGACUGACGUAGUACGCAGCAUGCGCUUGACGUAGUUAGGUGUUGUGGCUACGGAGCGCCGCUGUGAGGAAGUUUUUAAGCAGCUUUGCAGAAUCCAGUUUUGAUAAUCCGCAGCACUCAGACCUUUUGUUAGCUGCCGUUUCAGAAUAUUUAGGAUUUAUUAUUGCCAUAAAAACGAGAAGAAAACGAGCAGAUACGCGUGUAAUUGUUUAAAAGCAGUUUUGUGGAUUAGCGGUUAAGAGCAGCCAGCUAUGGCGUGUACGAAGAAAGGUAGCUAGCUAGCCAAUUAGCUAACUAGCUAACCUUAGCUAGCUAGCAAGUCGGUUUGAAUGCGUGCAGAAGUGUUUCUCCAGCUAGUUAACGUUCAAUGAAGGCGGUCGGUCUGUAGGUCUCGGCUUUGGUUAGUUAGCUAGCUAGGUUAGUUAGUUAAAUCUGUGUCCUAGCUAUCGAUCUGUGUCGUUGUUUGUUUUUUAUCGUGGCGGCUGAACACAAUGCUAGUGAAUCCAACGCGAGGUUUCCACUGGUCGGACGCGGAGACUAGAGCGCUGCUGAACAUCUGGGGGGAGCACGACGUUCAGACGGCGCUCGAUGGAAACUUUCGGAAUAGUCACGUUUACCGCGACGUAGCGGGUCGUCUGUCGGACAUGGGCUACGACCGGACUCCAGACCAGUGCAGAGUACGCGUGAAGAGCCUCAAAAGGCAAUAUUUCCAAGCCCAAAAGGCCGCGAAGAAAAACAGCCACUAUCACAAGAUGUUCAAGUUCUUCGAGGAGAUGGAGAGGAUACUGAGCAACAGACCGCCCACCGCGCACGACGCCCACGACUUCGACAGCGUCGCUGUGGAGGGAGACGAGACGAUGGACGGCACUGAAGAAGAUGGAGAGAGUGUAGACCAACCCCAAGACUCGGACAUCGAGGGCCCUGGGGAAUGUUCUAACGUGGACUACCCUGUGAAGAUCGAGUACCCGCCGUACCCCAUCCCGGUCACCGUCGGCAAUAUUCCACCGCAGCAGAUUCCCCUGCAGACCCCCACCAUGGCAUCCUCUUCCUCAAGCAGAGCAAAGCGAUUCAAAAAGCGCUUCACAAAUCUCUCACUCGAGAAGCUGAUGGAGAAGUUUCUGGAGCAGAGUUUGGAGGCAGAAGAGAAUUUCUAUAGACUGGAGGAACAGCGGCUUCAGGCAGAGGACCUUCGUAGAGAGACAGAACACUCUAGAGAGUUGCACAUGCUGCAGAUGCUGGGCCAGAUGUUUGCUGGCAUUACCAGAGCCGCAGCUACUCAGUCGCCUGCCGUACAGCCUACACGUCUCUCACAGUCUGGUCCCCAUAUACCCCCUGUUCGUCCUUCAUUUGGCAAUCAUAGUCAUCCAGCAUUUGAGGCUGAGUUUGCCAACAGCAGUCAGCAAGCUGCCCCAGUUAUAGAACGGUCAUUCACUCUGGGACGGACAGCACAGCGAAACAUGGACAGUGUCCUCCCUUUGGUUAAAAAUACCAUUCCUCCGCUGACGUCCAAAAAACACAAGGGCCAGGAUGGUCGCAUAGGUGUAAUUGGAGGAUGUCAGGAGUACACUGGAGCUCCGUAUUUUGCAGCCAUUUCUGCGCUGAAAGUGGGCGCAGAUUUGUCUCAUGUGUUCUGCACCAAAGAUGCCGCUACUGUGAUCAAGUCCUAUAGUCCUGAGCUCAUAGUUCAUCCUGUGCUAGAUAGUCCCAAUGCUGUGGAGGAGAUUGAGAAAUGGCUUCCCAGGCUACAUAGUCUGGUGGUGGGUCCUGGAUUAGGGAGGGAAGAUGUGAUCCUCAAGGCUGCCAAGGAGGUUAUUGAAAAGUCAAAAUCCAGAGGAAUCCCCAUUGUUAUUGAUGCAGAUGGGCUUUGGUUAAUUGCCAAGGACCCUUCACUCAUCCAGUUUUAUCAGAGGGGCAUUUUGACGCCCAACUUUAUGGAGUUUACUCGUCUCUAUGAGGCUAUGCACCACAGGCCCCUGGACAGUACAGACCUCAAGAGUUGUGCCCAACAACUAAGCCUUGCAAUGGGCAAUGUGACCAUUGUUUUGAAGGGAGAGGAGGAUAUCAUCACAGAUGGCAACAGAGUGCUAAGCUGUAUUCAUUCAGGGAGCGGACGUCGAUGUGGGGGGCAGGGAGAUCUUCUCUCCGGUUCUUUAGGUGUCUUCGCCCACUGGGCAGUCAGCUCAACCCCAGAUGCAACCAAAGGAAUGAACCCUACGCUCGUGGCUGCAUUUGCCGCUACCUCGCUGACCAGGCAGUGUAACAGGCAAGCCUUUGACCGGCAUGGUCGCGCCACCACAACCUCCGACAUGAUCCAGGAGAUCUGCACUGCCUUUAGGAAGCUGUUUGAAAGUUAAACUAGAUGCAAACUCCACGCCCUGGGUGCUCAGUUUCAGUCCUGUGCAACACGUUUUUUCAGUAGCUCCCCUUAACGGAAAAAGGAAGCAGAGAAACCAGAUGUACACAGCACUUGUUCACACACAGUUCUCAAUCAUCAUGCUUGUCUGCUAAGUCCUUUUAUAACUUGGGUUUUUUUUCCUUCCUUCCUUUCCUUUCUCUUGUCAACUGUGCUCCAUUUCCUGCAGUCUUUUUUUUUUUCCUUCAUUUUUUUAUUUCAUUGUGUUGUAGCGUAGCUGCAGCAACAACAAGAUCCUCACAACUGAUCUAGAGUAGCACUUCCAAGUUGCUUGUUUGUUGUCUGUUCAUUGUCAGAAAUGGGUUCUGGUCACAGGCAGACAUUAAAUGUUGCAUUAUUUAAUUUGACCCACUGACCUUUUGGGAUGUAUGGCGGCAAAACUGUUAUAAAUUAUUAUGAUGUGGCUGGACAUAGUCCACUAAAGCCUGCCGACACCAAACAGCAACAUAAAAAAUGUUAAUGUUAAAAAUAUUUAAUAUAUAUAUAUAUUUAAUCGCAUCAAAACAAAAUUGUAUCAGUGAGCAAAACAGCACCUUCCAGCACUGGUAUUGUUUUCUGCACUUAACCAGACUUUUAUUUCAAAGUGCCUCUUUGUAGGUUUUUAAUCCUGUCAACCACACCAGCCCUUUAUCUCUCUAACAAUGUUGUAUGUUUUAACAUACAGGACAGAUGUUUUAUAUAAUCAAAUCCUACAAUAAAAUCCUUUAUUGUAUUUUCAUUCUGUUCUAUUGGAACUUCUGCAGUUAGAGCCCCAUAUCUAAGUAUGAUUCAUUGACCGUGGUGCUCUUUGAUAUAUAUCUAAAGAUUUUAUUAGAUAUGUAGUUUGCCAAUGUACACCCACAUAUGUAAGAAAAGUGGUUAUUAUUCCUUAUUAGGGCUCAUAUAUAUGCAAAGGCCAUGUCUAGUCUCAUACCCUUGUGGCUCUAGAAGUGUAUCACUGUGCUCUCAAUAUUACCACAUACUUGGAUGACAUCUGUGUUCAACAUUUCCAUUGAUUUUUAUUGAUUUACAUGAUCUAUAUGAUUUACAGCACUUCAGUGUUUUUCUUAUGCAUUCAUGCCAUAUUGUUUUGUAUGUCAAAUUCUUUAAAACCCAUGUUCUUAUGUUUUGACCUGGUCCCUUUUUAAAGUCAUAUUUGCAGGUCUGUGUUCAUAAAAAACAGAUUUCUUUAAUUAGAAAUCGUUUAAUGUAUAUAGGUAUUGGGUAUAAUUUGCAGUGAUGAGUUACAUAUCUUUAUGUAUUCUAACUUCUUUAUAUAUUUUGUCUAUCUUUAAAAUUGUUACAGGAAGCUAUAAUAAAAAUAGAUUCCAGUG